This is a messenger RNA of Xyrauchen texanus (razorback sucker), 2106 nucleotides long. RefSeq names its product PR domain zinc finger protein 5-like. Gene Ontology annotation, molecular function: transcription cis-regulatory region binding; protein binding. The record is from RefSeq and is a predicted model, not a curated record. NCBI's taxonomy places the organism in Eukaryota, Metazoa, Chordata, Actinopteri, Cypriniformes, Catostomidae.
AUGUUGGUCAUGUACGUGCCGGACAGAUUCGUGCUGAAGUCCUCUAAUGUUCAGGACCGGAUGGGACUUUGGACCACUGAGCAACAGACCAAGGAUGAGAAGUUUGGUCCUUUUGCAGGGGAGAAGCGAAUGCUGUGUGAUUUGGAUGAAAGCAUGGAUCCACGGCUCAUGUGGGAGGUGCGAGGGAAUAAAGGUGACCUGCUGUACAUUCUGGAUGCGAGUAACCCUCGUCAUGCUAACUGGCUCCGCUUCAUCCAUCAGUCCCCCUCACAAGAUGAGAAGAACCUGGCUGCCAUUCAGGAUGGAGAGAACAUCUAUUUGGCUGUGGAUGACAUUGAGACAGAUACAGAGCUUCUGAUUGGCUAUCUGGACAGUGACAUGGAAGAAGAGGACGAUGAGGAAGAUGAGAACAUCACAGAUGAAAAUGAGAACAAUAAAGAUGCCAAAUACCUCAGCACAGAAACAGGUGUUUAUGUGUGUAAGGAAGAUUAUCAAUGUCUGCUGUGUGAGAGCAGUUUCCCAAGUGAAGAUGUGUUAGCUGAACAUCUACAGAGUCUUCAUCACAGAGGAAGUGCUGAAGACAAAGAGUUUAAAUGCCGUUCAUGUGGAAAAGAGUUUCCUGUCAAACAGGCCCUGCAGCGCCAUUUUGAGCAACAUAAAGAGGCAUGUAAAGGAGAUGGUCGGUUCAUUUGUAAGGCUGAGAGCUGUGGCAAACGAUUCAAGAAUAAAGACGUCCUGAAGAAACACAAAGGCAACAUCCACACAGGGAGUGCUCGCAGGAAGUUGAUAUGCACCAUCUGUAAUAAGAAGUGCUCAUCCUCGAUCAACCUGCAGGAGCAUCGCAAGGUUCAUGAGAUAUUUGACUGUACUGCCUGUGAUAAAAAGUUCAUCUCUACGAAUCAACUGAAGCGACACAUGACCACACACUCUGAAAAGCAUCCAUUCACCUGCGAUAUCUGCAGCCGAAGUUUCUAGCGUCUGGAUCAAGCCACGGCCCAUAUGAUGGAUAAGAUCAUCCACAGUGAAGACAAACCGUACAAGUGUAAGCUGUGCUGGAAAGAGUUCGCCCAUCGCAACGUCUACAAGAACCAUAAGAAGACUCAUUCUGAGGAGAGGCCGUUUCAGUGUGAGGAGUGUAAAGCCCUGUUCCGUACCCCGUUCUCCUUACAGCGCCAUCUCCUCAUACAUAACAGUGAGAGAACGUUUAAGUGUGACCAAUGUGACGCCACCUUUAAGCGUAAGGACACACUCAAUGUGCACAUUCAGGUGGUGCAUGAAGGACACAAGAAGUACAAGUGUGACCUGUGCGAGAAGGCUUUUGUCACACCCUCUGUACUCAAGAGCCACAAGAAGACCCAUACAGGAGAGAAGGAAAAGAUCUGCCCAUACUGUGGUCAGAAGUUUGCCAGUAAUGGGACUCUGAGAGUGCACAUCCGCAGCCACACAGGUGAGCGGCCAUAUCAGUGUCCAUACUGUGACAAGGCCUUCAUCAAGAACGAUGGCCUUAAAAUGCAUAUACGUACACAUACUCGGGUGUGCGACCUAUCGUUCAGUCUGAAGAUGAUGUUGAUCAGACACAAGCUGACCCAUAACCCAAACAGACCCAUGGCUGAAUGCUCGUUGUGCCACAAGAAAUUCACCCGUAAUGACUACCUCAAAGUCCAUAUGGAGAACGUGCACGGAGAGAUGGAGGGAUAGACACAUACAGACCCAUACAUAUUUACAUAGACACACACUUUCAAAUCAUAUCUAAAACAGUUCUUCAAAGGAUGCAUAAAUAAAGAGUAUAUACAGCACACACUUUCACAAGCACAUUGAUGCACUUUCACAAGUACUGUAUGAUCAAUGCACACACUGUAAUCGGUGUGUAUAGACAUUACAAAGAUCUGUUUACAUCUUUGUAUGUACGGAAAGCAUGACAAUGUACAAUUGUAUAUCACCAUUUUUAAGAGAUAUUAUGUGAUAAAAGACCAUGUUUUGCCAAUUUUCUACAACCCUGUUUGUUGUUUUUUAUAACUAUAUAAUUCAAUAUUUAUCAUGUUAUAUUAAGAGUUUUUCUUCAGGUUCACGUGAGGUUUUUGUUUGAUUGUAAGAUUAACAUGUUGU